Messenger RNA from Globicephala melas (long-finned pilot whale), 3061 nucleotides. RefSeq names its product solute carrier family 35 member A2 (gene SLC35A2). Gene Ontology annotation, biological process: pyrimidine nucleotide-sugar transmembrane transport. The record is from RefSeq and is a predicted model, not a curated record. Gene Ontology annotation, cellular component: Golgi membrane. Gene Ontology annotation, molecular function: UDP-galactose transmembrane transporter activity. NCBI's taxonomy places the organism in Eukaryota, Metazoa, Chordata, Mammalia, Artiodactyla, Delphinidae.
CUCACCUACUGGCUUACCUACCCACUUCUCACUUUUCCAUUCUUAAUGGUGACUCACUUGUCCUCCCUUCUCAGUCUGAACUCUCCUGUGCCAUUUCACUAGUAUAUCCUUAACUGCCCUGCCUUUAUCUGCUCGCUUACCUGCCUGACCCUCACCUGCCCUGUUCCCUCAAAGUCUCACUUCCCUCCCAGAUGCCCGCUGUCUCUCCAGGGGGCGGAGGUUGGCCUCGCCGGCAGAAGGGAAAAGAACUUCAGUCCAACCCGGAAGGACCCAGGAGUUUUGAUGCAGAAAGGGCGGUGCCAUCAGAAGGUGGCAAUAAAGAGCCGAGACAGGAGACAGACACCGGAACCAAAGAGACGAGACAGAAUGGGCGGGCGAUAUGGAAAGCGGGGUCAAAGAAGAUGAGGGCGGGUUUAGUAACGGGAGUGGGCUAAAGAGGCUCUGUAAAGACGGUGGGAGACUGAGCCGGCUGCGUGCCCUGCCUCCGGAUCUCAACGGAAUUUGGAAAUCCUGAGACCGCUCUUAAACUAGCGUUCAGGAGCGAACGAGGAGAGCCACCGCUCUGGGAAGCUUCUCGCUCGCCCCAUCCCCACCCCGGGGUCCCGGAAGCGGAAGUAACGGACACGGAAGUGGCUUACUGUUGCCGAGGGGACGGGCCAGGCAGAUGCCAACAUGGCAGCGGUGGGGUCCGGCGGUUCCCCCGCGGCGGCCGGGCCAGGGGUGGUCUCUGCAGGGAUGUUGGAGCCUGGGACCACGACUGCGGAGACCAUUCUGAGUUGGAGGCGGGGAGAGAGGGCUGAGGUGGGUGUCCAGGACCUGCCCCACCCAUUUCCUGACACCUCAGCAAGGAUUCCAGCUCACCGGCGCCUCAAAUACAUAUCCCUAGCUGUGCUGGUGGUCCAGAAUGCCUCCCUCAUCCUCAGCAUCCGCUAUGCCCGCACAUUGCCUGGGGACCGCUUCUUUGCCACCACUGCUGUGGUCAUGGCUGAAGUGCUCAAAGGUCUCACUUGCCUGCUGCUGCUCUUCGCACAGAAGAGGGGUAACGUGAAGCACCUGGUUCUUUUCCUCCACGAGGCUGUCCUGGUGCAGUAUGUGGACACACUCAAGCUUGCAGUGCCCUCUCUCAUCUACACCUUGCAGAAUAACCUCCAGUAUGUUGCCAUCUCCAACCUGCCAGCUGCCACUUUCCAGGUCACGUACCAGCUGAAGAUCCUGACCACGGCACUGUUCUCCGUGCUUAUGCUGAACCGCAGCCUUUCCCGGCUGCAGUGGGCCUCCCUGCUGCUCCUCUUCACCGGAGUCGCCAUUGUCCAGGCACAGCAAGCCGGCGGUGGGAGCCCGCGGCCUCUGGAUCAGAACCCUGGGGCGGGCCUAGCAGCUGUCGUGGCGUCCUGUCUGUCCUCGGGAUUUGCAGGUGUCUACUUUGAGAAGAUCCUCAAAGGCAGCUCAGGCUCCGUGUGGCUGCGCAACCUGCAGCUGGGCCUCUUCGGCACAGCCCUGGGCCUGGUGGGGCUCUGGUGGGCCGAGGGCACCGCUGUAGCCCACCGCGGCUUCUUUUUCGGGUACACGCCUGCUGUCUGGGGCGUGGUGCUCAACCAGGCCUUCGGCGGGCUACUGGUGGCUGUUGUCGUCAAGUAUGCCGACAAUAUCCUCAAGGGCUUUGCCACCUCCUUGUCCAUUGUGCUGUCCACUGUUGCCUCCAUCCGCCUCUUUGGCUUCCACGUGGACCCUUUGUUUGCCCUUGGUGCAGGGCUGGUCAUCGGUGCCGUCUACCUCUACAGCCUGCCCCGAGGUGCAGCCAAAGCCAUAGCUUCCGCGUCUGCCUCCACCUCUGGGCCCUGCACUCACCAGCAGCCUCCGGGGCAGCCACCGCCACCGCAGCUGUCUUCCCACCGUGGAGACGUCAGCACGGAGCCCUUUCUGCCAAAGUCAGUGCUGGUGAAGUGAGGGCUGGCGGUGGCGGUGGGGGGAGACAGGGAGGGACACUGGGUGGAGGGUGUUGGGCAUCUGCAGGACCCAAGUUGCCACCGGGGCCUGGCUCCCAUGGGGUUGGAAGGGUCUUUUCUUCCAGGUUCUCGAGAAUUCUGGAAGCCUGUGGGACUAGGGCAGGGCAUCACGUGAACCCUUCCUUGUAGCCAGGGGUUUUUAGAGCUGCCUCCUCUGUCUCAGUCUAACCUCUUUGGGGACCGGGUUGGGGGUGUUGUUAUUCAAGGCUUUUUUCGUCUGCCCCCCUCAGCCAGAGGCGUCCUGUGUCUCAUGCCUGGGAGAGUCCCUCCCAGCAAUCCCUCCACCUUUGUAGGGACAAAUUGGACAAAAAUCCUACAACUCCUUAGUAAUGACUGAUGCCUAUGUGUGGGGUUCCGAUUCUGAUAGCUUGAGGCCUUCUCUCCUCCCUGACAACCACACUGGAUCAUAUUAGUAGCUCUUUUUGUGGCCUUGGGGCAGCUUCCCUAACACAGGGACUUGAAAAUGGGCCUCUUGUGAGCACCCAGAGAGAGAGGAAGGGGGGCGACAGCUGAGAUUUUUGCAUCAGCCCAUUCAAGGGGAGGGUGCAGUAGGGGCCAUUUGUUUGCGAUUUGGGGGUUUGUGGUGUAAUCAGAUGAAUGAUCCAGGGUGUGGGAAAAAUGGAGAAGGGAGGUCCUUGAAGUGGCCUAAUCUCAUGGAAUCUAAGACACUGUCAGUUGCUGGAUGCAGGGUUUUUUUCUAAGAUACCCUGAGAGGAAAAAUAAAGCUGCCAGCCACACUCAUGAUACCCCACUGGCUGUACGAGGCACCCUUCAUGGGGAGGGGUGUCUUUAAAUUGCUGAAAUGUGGAACCUGCCCCCUGCACUCCCCAAAGCUUAUUGACCCCUUAACUGUCUCCCAGGGUGUAUAUGGGUGUGUGUGUGUGUGUGUGUGUGUGUGUGUGUGUGUGUGCGCGCGCGCAUGCGUGCACGCACAAUGCCUGGGCUGUCUUUGCUAUAUGUACAUAGGGCCGUUGGAUCUUUAUUUUUGAUUAAUUUGUUCUGAUUUUUUGGUUUGUUUUUUUAAGGAACUGUAAUGAACAAAUGUCAGGAUACCC